This is a messenger RNA of Auxenochlorella protothecoides, 1164 nucleotides long. Its product is annotated as RNA polymerase II-associated factor 1-like protein. Gene Ontology annotation, molecular function: RNA polymerase II complex binding; chromatin binding. Gene Ontology annotation, biological process: transcription elongation by RNA polymerase II. Gene Ontology annotation, cellular component: Cdc73/Paf1 complex. NCBI's taxonomy places the organism in Eukaryota, Viridiplantae, Chlorophyta, Trebouxiophyceae, Chlorellales, Chlorellaceae. The record is from RefSeq and is a predicted model, not a curated record. The coding region runs from base 1 to 1164 and encodes 387 amino acids. The transcript has 8 exons.
AUGCCGGCAGCCCCGCCGAGCAAGGUGCCGACCAUUCGGCUGAGUCGGGAGCCCAACAGGUUGACGAGGGAAACGCCUUUCAACUGCAGGAUCCAGUUCCGGAAUGACCUGCCUGAGAUCCCGUGCGACCCCAAGCUCCUGCUCCCCGUCGUCAAUGCCCGCGAACUGGCCGCAUUCUCCUUGACCACCCUGGAGAAGGGCCUCAAGCGCGACAUGCUCUUCGAGCCGGACCUGGGCAUCCCCCUCGCCCCGCUUUCCAUCCAGCGCUAUGCCAUCCCGGAGGGAAGCGUCCCCCUGGACCCCGCGGAUGCAGCCCUCCUCGAGACGGGGGACACCGCAAACGGGAAGAAGGGCAAGCACGCUUCCGCCUCGGAGGUCUCCUGGCUCCUCCGCACCUCCUACCUCACCAGCGGGCACGGCGCGGACAAGGGCAGCCAGCGCCCCGACUCGCGUGCCUCUCGAGGCGCCGAUGCGGCCGCUGACGAGGAGCUGGGCGAAGACGUCGCAGCACGCAUUGCCACCAUCGAGGAAUCCUUUGCUGCCGCCGAGCUGCCGCCUGUGCAUGCGACCAAGCCCGAGCUCACGGCUGUGGAAGUGCUUCCAGUCCUCCCUGAUGACUCCCUGGCGGGCAGGAAUUACGUGCUUGCGCUCUUCGAUACAGACCCAGUGGCAGACAUCGAUCGCCUGUCGCGGCUGGAGCAGGGGCAGCUCUCCAGGGUCAAGCAGGCGGUCCAGCUCAAGUCCUUUGCGCAACGGAAGUCAGACGGGCAGCUGGACAGAUUCGUGGCGCUGCUGGUGCCCAGUGGGACGCUGCCCGCUGGGCCAGACUCCGGGGCGCUGUCGGCGCGGCAGCUCCAGGGCGACUACGAGUGGGUGCGGGAGUACGACAGCAGCGUACGAUACGACGACAAACAGAGCACCUUCCUGUUCAGGCGGACCCACGACAGGGUCGGGUACCACGACCUCAACACCAAGCUGGCGCUGCGGAAAAGGAAACGAGGCGCGCUGGAGGGCGAGUCCUUCCUUCAACCAGAAAAGGCAGGCGGGAUGGCAGAAUGGGAGGGGGUGUCGAUGAGAGAGGGGUGCGGCCGGGUGGCUGACGAUGCGAAGGCAUCCAGCCUCUGGCAAGCCUCAAGCUGCAUAAUCACCACUUACCAGCUGUGA